Symsagittifera roscoffensis is the source of this 1304-nucleotide messenger RNA. RefSeq lists its product as uncharacterized. Gene Ontology annotation, molecular function: hexosyltransferase activity. Gene Ontology annotation, biological process: glycosphingolipid biosynthetic process. The record is from RefSeq and is a predicted model, not a curated record. Bases 154 to 1239 code for a protein of 361 amino acids. The transcript is spliced from 7 exons. Lineage: Eukaryota; Metazoa; Xenacoelomorpha; Acoela; Convolutidae.
CGCGCAUAUAAUUUUUGAUAAAUGUACAUUAUUGUACCACCAAUGCACAUGAAGCUGAACACUUCUAAACCGUGAAUGAUUAUUAGUCACAGUUUUGAUUUUUUUCAUCGUUGAAAAAGUUUGAGUACAAAAAUCAUUAGAAUCGCUGAUAUAAUGUACUUUGCCGCAGUUCAGCUCAGAAAAACCAGAUUAAUUAUUUUGUGGAUUAUUUUAAUUGUUAUUAUUUUUUAUGCAAUUGCAAAUUAUUUUUUUGGCACUGAAAAAUUUGAAGGGCUAUAUGAAAAGAUUGCGAAAACUGGUGUAGGUCGGGAUUCGAACCCCUGCAAUGAGAGUUGGAGCUCGGGAAAUACAGUAUGGAUGAUCGAGACCAAGUAUUUAGAAACGGUUAAGCCACUCAUACAAUGUGAGAUUGAGAGUUAUGUCAAAUUGAUGCCAGAAGUUUGCUUAAGAUUGUUGCUCAUUGACCCCUCGAAUAACAUUCCUCAACUUAUGUCCGAAGUCCACUCAGUACUCGGAAGGGACCUCACCAGCACUUUUCACAUGGUCCAUAUGUCAGCAGAGGACCUCUUCAGGGACACCCCGAUUGCAUUGAUUUGGCCGAAAAUGAGUGGAUCCAGAUUCAGUCCUGUCCACCUGGCCGCCGCUGCCAGAGUAGUGCUUCUGUACAAGUUCGGAGGCAUGUACACCGACUCAGACGUCAUACUUAUGAGACGACCCACCUUCGGUCCCAAAUUUCUAACUCGCAGUGCCUCCUCCCCCACCUUAAUGUUCGCCAUCUUCGCCCACCCGAAACACGACCCCCUUCUACUUUCAGCACUCGAGGCCAUAGCUGCAAACUACGAAAGCAACGCGUACACUGGCGUGUCCAUUCACUAUCACAAAAGAGUGCAGAACUUCUGCCGGACACAGUGUGGAAUCAGCCAAAAGAGGCUCUAUGACAACAAGACCAGCUUCAUGUGCUGUGACAUGCAAAUAGUCGCCAGUGCUUUGGGCCACAGCGGCCGUGAAAUGAGUCUGGAUCAGGCGGAGAAAGCUGGUGGCACAUUCUACCACUACGCCAGAUCGUUCCUCUGUCUCAACCACAAAAACAAAGACACUGAUUUACAGGUGAAAACGUCUGACCACCAUGUUGCACAAGUAGCCCGAAAGUAUUGUCCAAUCACAGUAGAGAACCACUCCAACUUCGUCAUCAGCUGCGAAAACCUCGGAAAAAAUGGUUUCAGAGGAGAAAAACCAUGAAGACAAAUGGGCAGCAUAGCAGUUUAAAAUUCAAUUGUUCAAUGAUUAAUUUAAUAGUCAUUUUA